This is a messenger RNA of Lepus europaeus (European hare), 3346 nucleotides long. RefSeq names its product protein kinase AMP-activated non-catalytic subunit gamma 2 (gene PRKAG2). NCBI's taxonomy places the organism in Eukaryota, Metazoa, Chordata, Mammalia, Lagomorpha, Leporidae. The record is from RefSeq and is a predicted model, not a curated record. Bases 550 to 2250 code for a protein of 566 amino acids. The transcript has 16 exons.
UUCCAGGCUCCGGGCUGCUGUGUUCUGCGGCCGGGGAUCGUAUUCACGCACAAACCGUCUCCCCCUCGCCAGAUUCUCCACUCCCGCGCGCGCAGGCAGCGGAGGGUUGUUUUCCAAACUGCUGUUUUUAAUUGCACCUGCCUUUCGCUUUACCUCUGGGAAUCUGGGGGGAGGAGCCGAGAGGGUGGAAAAUGUUGCUUCGCUUUGCAAAAGGAAGAAAACUUUGCCACCCAGCAGGAGACCUCUGCCGCCUGUAACCCGGCGCGAGCGCAGACCAGGGCAGGCUCUGACUUUGAUUUUGCAGCCGACGAUUCCGUAGAAGGAGGAGGACGCUUGCGCUCCGCGCUCACCGCCGACCGCCGGCCCCUCCGGGCGGCGGCGGCGACGGUGCGAGUUACCUGCCCCACCCUCCCGCCGCGCGGAAGUCCCCACGAGGCGUCUCGGGUGGAAGCGCCGUGGUACGAGGCGCGCGGCUCCGAGCCGACGGCGGCGGCCGGGGGUGGCCGGAUCCCAGGGACGGGUCGCGGGGACUAACUUCUGGCUAAAGUUAUGGGAAGUGCGGCCAUGGACACCAAGAAGAAGAAAGAUGUUUCCAGCCCCGGCGGGAGCGGCGGCAAGAAAAAUGUCAACCAGAAAAGGCGUUCGCUGCGCGUGCACAUUCCGGACCUGAGCUCCUUUGCCAUGCCGCUCCUGGAUGGAGACCUCGAGAGCUCAGAAAAGCAUUCUCGCAAGGUGGACAGCCCCUUCAGCUCGGGCAGCCCCUCCAAAGGGCUCUUCUCCAGAGGUCCCCAUCCCCGGCCCUCCAGCCCCGUGUCUGCUCCGGUGAGGCCCAAGACCAGCCCCGGAUCUCCCAAAACCGUGUUCCCCUUCUCCUACCAGGAGUCCCCCCCGCGCUCACCUCGCCGCAUGAGCUUUAGCGGGCUCUUCCGCUCCUCGUCCAAAGAGUCUUCGCCCAACUCCAACCCGUCUACCUCUCCCGGGGGCAUCAGGUUUUUCUCCCGCUCCAGAAAAACCUCCAGCCUCUCCUCCUCUCCGUCGACACCCACGCAGGUGACCAAGCAACACACGUUUCCCCUCGAGUCCUACAAGCAAGAGCCCGAGCGGCUGGAGAACCGCGUCCACGCCUCCUCGCCGCCUCCGGACACCGGCCAGAGGUUCUGCCUGUCCUUGCAGAGUGCAACCAGGCCGCCACUGGGCUCGCCCACGCACUAUGCUCCCUCCAAAACUGCGGCGCUGGCGGCGGCCCCGGGACCCGCGGAAGCCGGCAUGCUGGAGAAAUUGGAGUUCGAGGAAGAAGCAGAAGACUCAGAAAGCGGAGUUUACAUGCGAUUCAUGAGAUCACACAAGUGUUAUGACAUCGUCCCAACCAGUUCAAAGCUUGUUGUCUUUGAUACUACAUUACAAGUUAAGAAGGCCUUCUUUGCCUUGGUAGCCAAUGGUGUUCGAGCAGCACCGCUGUGGGAGAGUAAAAAGCAGCGUUUUGUAGGAAUGCUAACAAUUACAGAUUUCAUAAAUAUACUACAUAGAUACUAUAAAUCACCUAUGGUACAGAUAUAUGAAUUAGAGGAGCAUAAGAUUGAAACUUGGAGGGAGCUUUAUUUACAAGAAACAUUUAAGCCUUUAGUGAAUAUAUCUCCAGAUGCAAGCCUCUUCGAUGCUGUCUAUUCGUUGAUCAAAAAUAAAAUCCACAGAUUGCCAGUUAUUGACCCAAUCAGUGGGAAUGCACUUUAUAUACUUACCCACAAAAGAAUCCUCAAGUUCCUCCAGCUUUUUAUGUCUGAUAUGCCAAAGCCUGCCUUCAUGAAGCAGAACCUGGACGAGCUGGGAAUAGGAACGUACCACAACAUUGCCUUCAUUUACCCAGACACUCCUAUCAUCAAAGCCUUGAACAUAUUUGUGGAGAGAAGGAUAUCGGCCCUGCCUGUGGUGGACCAGUCAGGAAAAGUUGUAGAUAUUUAUUCCAAAUUUGAUGUAAUUAAUCUUGCUGCUGAAAAAACAUACAAUAACCUAGAUAUCACAGUGACCCAGGCCCUGCAGCACCGCUCGCAGUAUUUUGAAGGUGUCGUGAAGUGCAAUAAGCUGGAAACACUGGAGACCAUUGUGGACAGAAUAGUCAGAGCCGAGGUCCACCGGCUGGUGGUGGUGAACGACGCGGAUAGCAUCGUGGGGAUCAUCUCCCUGUCCGACAUCCUGCAGGCCCUCAUCCUCACACCAGCAGGUGCCAAACAAAAGGAGACGGAGACAGAAUGAGCCCCGUGAAUGCGGACGCCCUCACAGGAGAACUUGAACAGUUUCUGGGUCACGUCUUGCCUCGUGAACACUGGCUGCAAUAGGAGAGUAAAACGGCUGAGAAUGUAUAUCAGGGUUUAGCGAUGAGUAUUUUUUUUCCAGUGAUAUAAGCAUUAAAAAUUAAAAAAAAAAAAAAAAGAUUUUAUGUGCUUGAGGAUUCAGGCUCGCAUUAGGAGACUGUGCCCAGACGUCCGUCUGAAGGGUUUUAAAUGCUGUAUAUCAUUAAAGUGCACUGCGUCCUGAAGUUGUUGUUAUUUUUCAUUUCAAAGAGUUCACUGGUAGGAGGCAGGUGACGCGACAUAAGGUGAGUGUCCGGCACAGUCAGAUCCCAGUGCCUUAUGUCCGAGCCCGGCGACAAGUCAUCGCUGCUGCCCGCCCGCCCCGCCCAGAGCGCCCGGAGCUGAGGCUGAGCUUGAACGUGCGAGCCUCGGAACCUUCGCCCCAAGUCGGCUUGUUCUCAUUAGAUUUGUUGAAAAGAUGUGAUUCCAACAUAAAUAAUUACUAUCAAACCGCCAGCGACACUUGUAAGUGUUUUGUCCGGAGCUACCGUGUAAACCAGGCUGCUUGGCAACAGCUUUAUUUAUUUUUACUUCCAUGCAAUUUUUUACACAGCUUUUGGUGGGCAAAUUUCACCACAUCCACGAAUAAAGUCCUGGUUGUUAUUUUACGAUGGCGAAUUUCCCUUUAUUUAAGUUUGGAUCAGAAAAGGAUAUGACUUGUAAAACAACCACUGUUGGGUUUCAAAAGCUGAGGUUUCUAAAAGUGUGGAAUCGGGCCGCGGUCAGGAGGCAACCAAGUGCCAGGGAGAUGUCUAUUUUUUUUCUCGCGUAUUGAAAUGUAAAAUCAUGACGUGUGUAUGGCUGCUGAUGCGAUUGUGAAUUUUAUCGUGGCACAUCCAGUACUGUUAUGGUUGAAGAGAGACCUUCCUAAAUACAAGUGCUCUGAAAAUGUUGACACUGUGUGUAUGUAUAUAUAUAUAUAUAUGAGGACAACUGGGUUCUUUUGUUUUUUUGUUUUUUUCAGAUUGAAAAACUAAAAUAAAUCCUACUAUCUACCA